Molecule: messenger RNA, 2225 nt
Organism: Suillus paluster
Lineage: Eukaryota; Fungi; Basidiomycota; Agaricomycetes; Boletales; Suillaceae
Exons: 11
Coding region: 185-1924 (579 amino acids)
Molecular function (GO): protein binding
Source: RefSeq, a predicted model, not a curated record
CCGCAUUAGCCACUUCUCGUCACUUCGGGGUCAGUAGUUGACAGCCACAAUAUAUGAAGCGCGUCGCGUGACUUUCUUCAGUUUCGCUUCAAGCUGCUUUAUACCAGUAUCAAUCUACCAGUCAUGGGCGCCCAUGGCAUUAGCGCGCCUAUCGUAGUCGAUGAUUGGAUGCCUCUAGACAGCGAUGAUGAUCCGGAGUCAAUGGCCGAUGACUAUGACUCCCCCAUUAACGGAGCUCGAAGACAGUGAUAAUGGUGACGGGUAUACUAGUAGCAGCCCGAGUGAGACGUUCAGUGAAGACAGCGGGAGUGAAUAUGGCACAGUGACACAUAAGAAACAACCCGCGAAAAAGCGUGCCAGGACCGCUAAAGUAACCGAUGCGGGAAAAGCACCAGUAGCAAAAGGCUCUGGCAGAAGAAAAACUCUUAGUCUUAUUGUCACUAUGCCAAUAGACGUUCUUUUCGAGAUCUUUGGUCUCCUGGAACCGGCAGACCUCUUACAUCUGUCACGCACGAACAAAGCUUUCCGUACGGUUCUAUUAUGUAGCAAUGCAAUCUCGGUCUGGAAAGCUGCCCGCGCCAAUCGUGGCGGUGUUCCUGACUGCAUGCCUGGCAUGUCCGAGGUUAAAUGGGCUAACCUGUUAUUUGGUGGUUCUCGGUGUCAUGUGUGCGGCGCGAAGGGAAUCCAGCGAAUAGACUUCGGUAUCGGACAAAGGGUAUGUACCUCGUGUCUCAAGAAGAACCUGGUCUUCGAAGGCAGCUGGAAAUCAAAAUUUCCCGACUUCGAUCCGAUCAUCAUGAAUUUGAUACCGUUCACUAACAUCGGUGGAUGGGCUCAUGGUCACGCCAGUGGAAGCAAGUUUUUUUGGUCAGCUGACGUGCUGAAAAUGGCGCAACAGUUAGGGGCACGCCAUAAGGAUGUGCACAUGUUCAAACCAGGUGCCAAGGAAGCGCUGAAAGACUUCAAGCAAUCACGCGAGGAAUACGUCAAUGCUGUUGUUCACCAUGCUAAAGUCUGUUACAUUUGGAUCAAUAAGGACCGCGAGCGUCAUCGCUUGGAUGUCAGUGAGCUUCGCAGCCAAAAUGAAGACCUGAUUAAAGCUAGAUUAGUCCAUCUUGGUCACGAUGCUAAAGAUGUGAGGCGCAUGCUUGACUGUGAUAGCUAUGGCACAGACAAGGAGCUUACCGAUGCACGUUGGAAAUUUUUGCUCCCAAGGAUCGAGCGUAAGCUUUCUGAAUUGAAGGAAGAAUGGCGCCUCGGGGAACAAAGACAAGUAUCGUCUAUCCGGAGGGGGCACCUGAUGGAUAUGUUGAACAAUCACGUGCGGCAAAUGCGAUGGGGUAUCAUACCUCCACGCGAAGACUUCUUGAAGCUUUGUGAUAUUGCGGAAUGUAUCAACGGUCCACCCACUGGAAACCAAGAAAGCGAUAUCGAACCCUGUCGUGCACUCGCGGACAUAAUUCCCGAGUUUUGUGCGGAAUAUAUCCAUCAAACGAAGGCCGCGUUGACGCGAUUACUUGCUCUCUCCACUGAGGAUACCUUGAUACUACAAAGCCAACCUACCGACGCCAAUGAUGAUGCCUUACAACUGGCGACUUCUGUUUUCCAGUGCAGUGGCUUGCGCUCUUUCCCAUUGAUUACAUGGGACAAAGUGUUGUAUCGCACAUGUCCUUCUCACAAUCAAGUUCGAUACUAUUACGCAGGGUCGAGAUCAGCUUGCACAUUUUCAAUCUCUCAGCCUGGGGUUACUGCUACUCGCUCGUUGUUAAGCUUAGUUGGCCUCGAUGCCAAAACUUACGACUGCAGCCACAAUGGAUCAGCGACAGGGCCGCUUUUUUUGUUCCAGCUGUCCACCGAAGCCACAGAACGGAGGAUCCUACCGGAUGGCAAUGGACUGGCGUCAGAGCGUCUUCCACUACGUUGAACAACGAGAUCCGGCGCACACAGAGCCUCGUUGGGAGCUCGCAAAGGCUGUACAACUUGAAGUUAUACAAAGUUCCCCUGUAUGGGGCUGCAACAAGUGCGAUAGACAUCACGGAAAGCCAGUUACCAAGACCGACGUGAUUGAUCAUAUGAGAUGGCAUGGAAUCACUGCUCCGAAUGAAGGAAUUGACUUUGUCUAUGUCCAGAGCCUAGCUGAGAGACCGCCACCAGGAACAAAAUUCUUCGUUACUCCUCAGGUGCCCCAGAAGCCGACGGAAUCGGGCAAAACUCAAAAGUCGAAG